Molecule: messenger RNA, 1327 nt
Organism: Aethina tumida (small hive beetle)
Lineage: Eukaryota; Metazoa; Arthropoda; Insecta; Coleoptera; Nitidulidae
Product: E3 ubiquitin-protein ligase MARCHF8
Exons: 5
Coding region: 220-1266 (348 amino acids)
Biological process (GO): protein polyubiquitination; antigen processing and presentation of peptide antigen via MHC class II; immune response
Cellular component (GO): late endosome membrane; cytoplasm; early endosome membrane
Molecular function (GO): zinc ion binding; ubiquitin protein ligase activity; MHC protein binding
Source: RefSeq, a predicted model, not a curated record
GCAUGUCGCCAGAUCACAUGUGUUUACGCAUCCCGUUUUUGACAGCUGACAUUUAUUUUGGCAGUGUGACAGAUGUCAAAACAAUUUUAUCAAUUAUUUAGAAUUCAAGUCGAAGCACAAAACCGUAUGCAGUUAUGAAGUGAAACAUUCCUAUUAUGUCCGUUCGUCGGUUGAUAAUCCGUCGAUGUAACUAGGGAACAAUCGCAAGUUGAACGUGAGAUGCCUGUAUUCAUACAAGUCAAACAGAAUGAAGUGAUGUCGAAUAACGCGUACAACACCGACUCAUCGAAAAAUGUGGAAUGGAAAAAGUGUGACUCUGCUUCCACCCUGUCCAACUCCAACGGAGAUAUUUGUAGGAUAUGCCAUUGUGAGGCUGAUAUCGACAAUCCCUUGUUGUCACCCUGUUAUUGUUCAGGAAGCUUGAAGUAUGUGCACCAAUCAUGUCUCAGGCAGUGGUUGGCUGCCUCUGACACUCGAUCAUGUGAACUGUGUAAAUUCAAUUUCAUAUUGCAUACAAAAAUUAAACCACUCUCUGAGUGGCGGAUAUUGCAAUUGAGCAGUGUUGAAAGAAGAAGAUUGUUAUGUGGUAUUCUGUUUCAUUUUGUUGCUGCCAUUUGUGUUAUUUGGUCCCUAUUUGUGUUGAUUGAUAGGGCUGCUGAAGAGGUGCAAAGAGGAUUAAUAGCAUGGCCCUUUUGGACAAAAGUAGUUGUGGUGGUUGUUGGUUUCACUGGUGGAGCCAUUUUUAUGUUCAUCCAAUGUCGUCAGUACUUACAUUUAAUUUCUAGAUGGAAGGCGCACAACAGAAUAAUUCUGGUGCAAAAUGCUCCUGAGAAACCCUCGACGCCCUCUCCAAACUUCGCAUACUCCUCAGACUAUAGACAACAAGUACCUCCCUCUCAAGUCGUAUCGACUGUAGAUUGUGGCAUGCCUUCGUCCAACACGACGUCAAGAAAUGAAAUGCCGAUGUGUUAUGUUUUCGAGAACGAGACGGAAGUCAAACGCAAAAAGAAUCUCGAAAGAAGUAGAUCUUCUUUGCAGAAGGCCGACGUCCACGUCGAAGAUUUGUGUGAUACUCCUCAUCGUCACUCCGUUGAAGAUUGUUCUGUAGAAUCUAACAUAAUAGCUUUAGAUAUUGAGUGCCCUUCUAACACUAUAAAAAAAUAUUCUCUUCAAAAUACUCCAAAGACUGAUAUAGUUAAAAAUAAAAGCUGUGUUUUUAAAUCGUUGCCUAAUUUAAGUACCAGUAGUGAGAAUUUGCUUUUGUAAUUAUAUCUCAUAUAUUUUAUUAUUGUAAAUUAUGUAAUAAAGUAUUAUUUAUUAUGUAUAA